Rotaria sp. Silwood1 is the source of this 3704-nucleotide messenger RNA. NCBI's taxonomy places the organism in Eukaryota, Metazoa, Rotifera, Eurotatoria, Philodinida, Philodinidae. The record is from the annotation of a GenBank genome assembly.
AUGGACGUCAUUACUGGUUUUGUAACAGACGUUACUGGUGAAAAAAGAGGACCAUCUAAACAUUAUCGUCGGUUUGAUGUUUUAACAUCAAAAAAUGAACGAAUUUCAGGUUGGAUUUUUUCGACAAUGGAAAUCGAUCAGACGUAUGCUGGAGAUGUUCUUUUUAAAUCUGUCAACAAAAAUUUAGCUGUCUGUUUACAUGGUAAAAUUUCAAGCGAUGCAGGAGGUGCUCGCACGAUCGAAAUAUCGAUUAAUAACAAAUUUGAUAAAUGUAUAAAUUGGUCACAAGUUCAAAUUGUACGACCUGAUAAUGUGUUAGCAACGGCUCACAUUGAAGAUAUACUUUUUAUCAAACACACCAUCUCGUUUAGAAUGUGUUGUAAUUGGUGAAAAUCAAGGAGUAAAUUUUUUAUAGCACGAUGAACAACGACUAUACAAAGUGUAUAUCAUUGGUGAUGAUAGUGGAACAAGUCCCUUAUUAGUCUAUGAUGAAUUGAUUGAUAGCUUAAAGAUUAGCGAGAGUUUUAUUUUUACACAAAUUAAAUCCAAAAAAAUUCAUGGGAAAAUGAUCUUAACUACCAGUACCAAUAGCACGAUUACUCAAUCAACACAUGCGAGUAAAAGCUAUCAGAUUAAUUUCUAGAUGAUAAAGACCUUAUUUGAUAACACUGCUAAUGUUGUAAAAUACAAAACAGAACAAUACAUAUCUUCAAUCUGAUUUUGUAUUUACUAUUCAUUAAUGUUCAUGACAAAAAAAAAUUAAUCAUAGUAUGUUAUAAUGACUGUAAAGCGUGACAGGUUACAAAAACAUUUAGCUAGUACACAUUUCAUGUUAGUUCAUCGGAAACUUCCAUCUCGCUUGUGUGUCUAUCACCAACUACGAACGAACAGAAAUACUACUAAGAAUAUCUACAUGACUCGGCAGUAGAAAGCAUGAUUACCACUACAUAGGAAGUAAUCUAUGAAUCAGUAGAAAUUUAAGUUCUAUUUCUAAAUCAUCAGGUAUAUGAGGUAUCAGGUUUUUAUAUUUAAAGAAUCUAUAUAUCUGUAUGACCAAUGAGCUUCUACGAUAUGAUGAAAAAAACACUGUGCAAUCGAGUCAAUAUUGAAAAUCCUUCCUCUUUCCCAAUCUAGUUCAGAUACGGUUGUAUCAAAAACUUGAGAUCAUACUAAAACAAUGUACAUGUUCUGUAAUAGUAAAGAAUAACUGUACUAGAAUAAUAAUUACAUAGAAUAAAUGUAAUUUUUCGGGUAGAUCUUUUAAUCAUAAGGAGCUGGUUUUAUCAACAAAAUAGUUCAUGAUUACAGUAUUAAUUUAAAAAAAAUGACCUUUUUUUCUUACGUACAUAACAUAUUUCUUAUAAGUGUCUCUAAAUAUCUAGAAGGUCCAAAGAAUCUAUGAAGAUAAGAGAACAUAUUUUCCACAGAUCACUCUUCUUUUAACGUUUCUCAAAGAGGUUUUAGUUUAAUAUGUUAAGAAGAAAUACUAAAAAAGCACAAAAAAAAAACAUUAUUGAAUUCUGAACAUCAAAUAUGUUAUAUUUAACUACUCUGUCCAUUUGAUCUAGAAUGUCCGUUUUUUUCUGAAUAUUGGCAUUUCUCCACAUAUUAAAGUCCUUUAAAGAUCAUUGCUAUAUUUUUAAACAUUUUUGACAUACUUUGAUAGGUUAUUCUUCCAAAUUUGAAUAACAUGGAUGAAUCUAUGUCAUUUAAAACAAGUCGAUAUUGAACAAAUAAGUUCAUGGAUCGAGGAAAUAAGUCAUUCUCAAAAAGAAAUGACAUGUAACAUUUGUCAGCUAAAACUAACUACAGUUCCUGGUAAGGAACAUUUGCUAAAAUGUCAAAGCUGUUCCAAGUUUACACUUGCUAAAAAUAUCGGUAACCAAACAAACAUUAUGAUUACCAUUGGUAAGCUUCUUUUAUUUUUGUAAGUACAAUAAAUUUUUUUUUAAUUUAUAAAUAAAAUGCAGAUAAUCAAAAAAUAACAUUCUACUCAACAAAAACUAUAUUGCAAACUUUUUUCAAAAAGAAAAUCCUAAUAUAUUGGCUACACCUGAAAAUCUGUCCGAAUAUUAUCUUGUACAAGGGCCAUGGUUAUUAACAAUAAGUCAUUCUUGACAUUAAUUAAUCGAUAUCAAGAAAAAUCAACAAUAAUAAAAACUAAAGCAUCGUUUAUUGUUUGUUCACUAUGUAUUUGUUUCCUUCUAUUGGUUUCCUUAUUCAACUAAUGAACUUACAGUAUGCCCAAUGCAAUCUCGAAAGAAUAAAAGUUCAUCAAUAUGAUUUUUAUCAUCCAUAUGUUCAAUUUAAAUUAUUUGAUUUUAAAAUAAAAUUUUUCAAACUUAUUAUUUCAAUAAAAAAUAUUCUACGCUCUUGUUUAAAACAAAGUUAUUUCCUUUUUAAAAAUAUUGUUAACAUCUGACACUAAACAUAAUAAGUAGAAAUCGCCUAACAAUGCAAUUCUUCAUCAUUGUUCCUUCAAUUUGUUUCGAUAUCAAGGAAUCAGUUGAAACGAAACUGUUUCCCUAAUACAGUAACCGACAGGAAAAAAGAAAGUCUAGUAAACUUAGCCCAAUCUUUAGUAUCAAUUUCUAACAUAAGAAGAAAUCCAAACAAUAUAUAUUUGACUAGCGAGAACCCGUGCAUACUGCACGGUUGUUCUUUUUCCUUUGAAGUUUCGCAUCUGUACUUUAAUCUUGACCCACAACAGGUAAUCAAACACUGCCCAUUAAGUGUAUACAUAGAUCCUAUAGACUUAUCCCUUAUAUUCUUGUAGUCUUAUAUUGUUGUACUCUUGUAGGCUUACCCUCCUAUAGACCUGUACCCUUACACCCUUGUAGCUUUACCCUUAUAGUCUUACCGUCCUAUAGCUAUGAGUCUUCUAGCCUUGUACCUUACCCUCCUAUAGUAUUAUACCCUUAUGGGUACUCGCAUAGGAUAGCCCUUGGGGACUUGGGGGUACCCCAUAGGAUAGGCAUCGGGGACCUAUUGGUACCCCUAUAGUAUAGCCCUUGAGGAGUUGGGGUACACCCAUAGUAUCGGUCUUGAAGACCUAUGUGUAUCUCCAUAGGAUAGAUCUUGAGGAGUUGGGGUACCUCCGAUACCCCCAUAGUAUAUCCCUUGAGGACCUAUGGAUACCCCCUAUAGUAUAGCCCUUUGUGGUCUCUGGAUACUCCAUAGUAUAGCUUGUGAGGACCUAUGGAUACUCUAUAGCAUAGUCCUUGACAACUUACAGAUAGCUCCAUAGUAUCGUCCAUGAGGACCUAUGAGUGUCUCUAUAGUAUAGCCUUUGAGGAUCUAUGGGUGCUUGCAUAGGAUAGGUCAUCGAGGACCGAUAGGUGCCUCCAUAUAGUCCCCUUGGCUCUACUCCCUACAGCCUUAUUCGACCUUUGACCUUUAACCAUUAACCUUUGAGCUUUAAUCUUUAACUUUUGACCCUUGACCUUUCAUUCCUAUACAAAUCCUUAGCGAAUAUUCCAGAAAGAUCUGGAAAGUUCCAGAACAUUCGAGAAACCCUAAUUGUGUAUAUGUAAUGCUGCAAUGUUCUAGAAAAUUCGAGAAUCUUCCAUCUUUGACCUUUGACAUUUAACCUUCGACCUUCACCUUCCAAUCUCUGUAUAGAGUUCUUAGCGAAACUUCUACAAUGUUCUUGAGACUAUCCUAGAAACUUGUACCAAUGUUCAUAUAAUUUUUAAACGUUCUAG